CCCAGGGUGCUGUGGUGGGGCUCAGGGUGCUCACCCCAUCCCCAUCUCUUCCUCUUGCAGAAAUUAUGCACGAUGUGAUUCGGAAGGUGAAGAAGAAGGGAGAAUGGAAGGUGCUGGUGGUGGACCAGCUCAGCAUGCGCAUGCUGUCCUCCUGCUGCAAAAUGACCGACAUCAUGACGGAGGGCAUCACAAUUGUGGAGGACAUCAACAAGCGCCGGGAGCCGCUGCCCAGCCUGGAGGCUGUCUAUCUUAUCACACCCUCUGAAAAGUCCGUCCACUCCCUCAUCAGCGACUUCAAGGACCCCCCCACCUCCAAGUACAGAGCAGCCCACGUCUUUUUCACCGACUCCUGCCCCGAUGCCCUGUUCAAUGAGCUGGUGAAGUCCCGUGCUGCCAAGGUCAUCAAGACCCUGACUGAGAUCAACAUUGCCUUCCUACCCUCUGAGUCCCAGGUUUACUCCCUGGAUUCAGCAGACUCCUUCCAAAGCUUCUACAGCCCUCACAAGGCGCAGAUGAAGAACCCUAUCCUGGAGAGGCUGGCGGAGCAGAUUGCCACUCUGUGUGCCACACUGAAGGAGUACCCAGCCGUGCGGUACCGCGGGGACUACAAGGACAACGCCAUGCUGGCGCAGCUCAUCCAGGACAAGCUGGAUGCCUACAAGGCUGAUGACCCCACUAUGGGUGAGGGUCCGGACAAGGCUCGCUCCCAGCUCCUCAUCCUGGAUCGUGGCUUCGACCCCGCUUCCCCAGUGCUGCACGAGCUGACCUUUCAGGCUAUGAGCUAUGACUUGCUGCCCAUCGAGAACGAUGUCUACAAAUAUGAGACAAGUGGCAUCGGGGAGGCGCGGGUGAAGGAGGUUCUCCUGGAUGAGGAUGAUGACCUCUGGGUCUCCCUGCGCCACAAGCACAUCGCCGAGGUGUCCCAGGAAGUGACCCGGUCCCUGAAGGAGUUCUCAUCAAGCAAGAGGAUGAACACAGGCGAUAAGACCACCAUGAGGGAUCUGUCCCAGAUGCUGAAGAAGAUGCCACAGUACCAGAAGGAGCUCAGCAAGUACUCCACUCACCUGCACCUGGCCGAGGACUGCAUGAAGCACUACCAGGGCACGGUGGACAAGCUGUGCCGAGUGGAACAGGACCUGGCCAUGGGCACCGAUGCCGAAGGCGAGAAGAUCAAAGAUCCCAUGAGGGCCAUUGUCCCCAUUCUGCUGGAUGGGAACGUCAGCACCUAUGACAAGAUCCGCAUCAUCCUGCUCUACAUCUUCCUGAAGAAUGGUAUCACCGAGGAGAACCUGAACAAGCUGAUCCAGCACGCCCAGAUCCCGGCUGAGGACAGCGAGAUCAUCACCAACAUGGCCCACCUCGGGGUGCCCAUCAUCACAGACUCCACCCUGCGGCGCCGAAGCAAGCCGGAGCGGAAGGAGCGGAUCAGCGAGCAGACUUACCAGCUGUCCCGGUGGACCCCUGUCAUUAAGGACAUCAUGGAGGAUGCCAUCGAGGACAAGCUGGACACCAAGCACUACCCGUACAUCUCCACCCGCUCCUCCGCCUCCUUCAGCACCACGGCUGUCAGUGCCCGCUACGGCCACUGGCACAAGAACAAGGCCCCCGGCGAGUACCGCAGCGGCCCCCGCCUCAUCAUCUUCAUCCUGGGGGGGGUGAGCAUGAACGAGAUGCGCUGCGCCUAUGAGGUGACGCAAGCCAGCGGCAAGUGGGAGGUGCUAAUAGGUUCUACUCACAUUCUCACUCCCACCAAAUUUCUCAUGGACCUGAGGCACCCCGACUUCAGGGACUCCACUAGGGUCUCAUUUGAGGAUCAGGCUCCAGCAAUGGAGUGAGCCCAAGCAACCAAGUAAAGGCAGCCAACUAACGAAAAAAGAAACUCUUCCUCCCUGAAGGGCUUUCUUUGAUUCUUCCGUUCUUUCGUUAUAAUUCUGGUUUUUUGCUUUUUCCUUUUGAUGAUUUUGAUUUUUGGAUGAGAAAAUGCUUGCAGUUCUCACCGCUGCCAUGCCUGGCCCUGCAGCCCCUCCAUGCCAUGUGCUCCCCAUAGUGCAGAUGGGCUCCCCCUGCUCGGGGAGGUGCGGAGCGAUGUCCUCGUGCUCAGGGAGAGAUGGGUGUGAGCCCUUGGUUCUGUAGGAAACGAUGGGUUUGUUGGAUUCUUUGUGCCCUGUGAUGGGACCGUGUGUGGUCCCCAGCGGGGUAUACGGGGACGGUGACAUUCCUGCUCCAUGUCCCAGCAUCGUGCAGCCCCCAGGCAAAGUGGGAACGUGGGGACACCCAGGGAAGGGACCGGGGGGGCAGCCGUGAAGGAGUGGGGCUGUGGCAGGCAGGACCUUCCCACCCCUCUCCUCCUCUCCAACCUCUCUUAACCCCUUCUACCCAGGGAUGCUCAUCCCACUGAGCCCCCCCUUGCAGUGCAGUAUCCCCCCCAGUGCCUGUGGUGGCAUUCAGUAGGAUCUACUGCAUGCGGGCAGAGGACAGGAGGGUCUUCAUCAUCUCACCCCCCAACUCCAUCCAUCCCCUCAUCCCUCCCACCCCCUCCCUUUCCCCAUUCCAAGCCCCCAUGGGUGUCCAUCUCUCUGCAAGCAUUUCCAGGUAAGACCUCGCUUGGCAUGGGAU
This is a messenger RNA of Meleagris gallopavo (turkey), 2616 nucleotides long. The record is from RefSeq and is a predicted model, not a curated record. NCBI's taxonomy places the organism in Eukaryota, Metazoa, Chordata, Aves, Galliformes, Phasianidae.